CGUCGUCAGUCGCUUUCGAGGAGCUUUGUGGGGCAGGUGUGUUCAGGUGGUUUUUGCUCUCCAGGUUCCACCGGUUCCAGCUCCAGUUCCAUUUUCGCAUUUUGCAUUUCGCAUUUCCCAACUGUGUGUGCCUUAAACUGUUUUUCCACAACAACAACAACAACAGCAACUCGUAUCACAACACUAGCGUCUUUUUUCCGUCGGUUUUGUUGGCUUUUUCUCGAUAUUUUCCCACUACCCCAUUUGACUUUUUCGAUACGUGUGUGCAACAAGAAAAAAGGCAGACAUUGAAGAGAUUUUUGCUGGCUUGGCCACAAAUUCAUAAACACCACCCCCAAACCCACGAAAAGAUUUUAUGCAAAUGCAGUUGUGUCGGUUGUCCACCCCGGAAAAACUUGUGUUCUUGAUUUGCAAAAGUGAUUUCUAAUUGUUUCGACUUCUUGGCUUAACUUGUUACAAAAAAAGUCGCGAAAGAGUGAGUGAGAUAGAGAAAAUAGGAGGCAGAAAGAGUAUCGCGGAGUGUGUCAAUGUCAUUGGCCCAAGUGCUUUUGAAUUGCUAAAGGAUUUCACCUGAGUCUUACAUUUCUGGACAUGGAUAUAUAAAAAGUCUAGUUUAAUGACGUCACUGCUGGAGAUUAUCAUGCGAUCGAAAGCGCUUGCUAGGAAAUUUAAUCAGGGCUCCAGCGGCGACGACUUCGAUCCAAGUGCGAGUGCAGUGCGUCACCACCAUCACCAUCUCCAUCACCUGGAUCUGAGUGCCAGGAGCCAGGCCUUCAGCUCGCUGCCCGAGCCCAUUGAGGAUUCAUUCGCCGCCCGCCAUCGCUUGCCGCAGCAGGAUCCCGUGGAGAGUUCGCCUACGAGGCGGGAUCAUCGGGACCUUCAGGAUCAGGAGCUCCUGCAUCAUACCAAUCAUCUCCAGCAGCAGCAGCAGCUACAGAGACAACAGCCGCCGCCUCCGACGUUGCCGCUGUCCCUGGAAUCGUCCUCCGCCGCCGCCGACGGCAUGGAGGCCUUUUUCAAGGAACGCGCCCAGGCGACCCACAUCCUGCAGGAGUGGGCGCGGAGGCGCGAACCCGUCUGUGAUCUGGACAUCCGCGAAAGCGGCGGUGUCUACGCCAAGACGCCGCUCCAGAGGGGCACCCGCUACGGACCCUUCCCCAUGAAGCUCAGCCACCAGCCCAACGAUCCGCAGCUGGCGUGGAAGGCUAAUAGCAGGCAUUAUAAUGGAUGGCUAGAGCCCACAGAUGAUGUGUCCACAUGGUUGAAAAAAAUCCGAAGCGUUGAGGAGGACGAUGGCAUUGGCGAGGCUAAUUUACAGAGUUACAUUAAUGGCGGUUAUCUGUGGUACGAGACGAAUCGUUAUGUGAAUGCUGGCAGUGAAAUGGUCGUCGACGGGCGACCCAAAAGUCCCGUUCAACUGAACGAGAACUUCAUGAACGGUGGCAAAGUCCUGGCGGCAGCAGCAGCAGCAGCCGCUGCAGUGGCAGCCGCCUCUUCCACGGGAGCGAAGAGCGGGGGAGGGGGGAGCUCCCUGCCCAGCGAUGACCGAAGCGAUCGUGAUAAUGGCUCCUUGUACAGCGGUGACGAAUUCUCCAAAGAUAAGAAGAACUCCUCGCUAAUCAGCCAAGGAGAUAUCGAUUUCACAGACGACGAAAACGGUUUCGAUAUACGCUGUGAGGUCUGUGAUAAAGUCUAUCCGGAUUUAGAACUCUUGGACGAUCAUCUGGUGGGCGCUCAUCAUUACAAACAGGACGAAUUCCCCUGCAAGCAGUGUACACUACGAUUCUGCCAUCGUCCUUUGCUGAUUAAGCACGAAGCAAUCUCCCACAACAACAUACGGAAAUAUUCCUGCGAGAAUUGCAGCAAGGUAUUUUGUGACCCCUCGAAUUUACAGCGGCAUAUUCGCGCCUACCACGUCGGAGCACGCUGUCAUCCGUGUCCGGAGUGCGGGAAAACGUUCGGAACCUCGUCGGGCCUGAAGCAGCACCAGCACAUCCACAGCUCCGUGAAGCCCUUCGCCUGCGAGGUGUGCUCCAAGGCGUAUACGCAAUUCUCGAACCUGUGCCGGCACAAGCGCAUGCACGCCACCUGCCGGACGCAGAUCAAGUGCGACAAGUGCAGCCAGAGCUUCAGCACCACCACCUCCGUGACCAAGCACAGGAAGUUCUGUGACUCGACGGGUCCCGUGUAUCGCAACCAGCACGUGAAUCGCCACCAUCCGCACCCACAUCACCCGCAUCAGGCGCAUCAGCAGCAUUUGGCCGCCACUGCCACAUCCACCUGUCCGGUGACACCCAGGGAAUCCCCGGAAUCCUCGUCCUCAGCCGCUGCCGCCGCCGCCGUUGCCGCCAUGUCGACGCCCACACCGAAUCCCUUCCUAAUGCUGCGCGCCGGACCACCAUUCUUUCCCGGAUUUUCACCAUACGGAUUUCCCGCCUUUAUGCCACAAAAUGCUCUGCAUCCUACGAACAUUCCAAUGUUUUUCCAGAAAAAUCCCAUGGACAUGGCCUGUGCUGGACCCGAGAUCACUUCCCCGAUUUCGGCCUUUGAUCAGAAAUUACCGUUUGGCUUUCUGAAGGGCGAGGCCAGUAGUUCGCAGGCUUAUGAAAAAGUGCAGGAAGAGGAGUUGGCUUUCCAGUCGCAGGAAAAACUGCAAGUUUCCGAAGGCGAAGAUGAAGAGAGUCGCAACUCUCUGGACAUGAAAAUGAAAUCGGAAGAUGAGAAAAAUGAGAAGAAUUCUGAGGAUCAGAGAGAGGUGAAGCGGGAACCCGAGAGGGUCAACAGUCCCGACCAGCAGCAGGUCGAAGAUGAUAGGAAAUCCAUUGACAUCGUGAGCACUCCACCGCCAGCGGACACACCCUCUGGAGGAGACGGGCCGCUGGACCUUUCGAUCUGUCGCAAGCGACCAGCAUCAUCAUGCUUAUACGCGCCCUUGGAAGAUAACCUCCUGCUCAAUCGGUUUAUGCCGAGAAUACACGAGUUCGAGGCCGAAAGGGAGCCGCCACUGAAAAUGCGCAAGUCGCACAGUUCGGCGGAGUCGUCCAUCUCGCAGAAAUCGUUCAGGGGCAGCAGUCCCACGCCCACCGCCUCGCCGGGCCCCACCCCCUCACCGUCGCCGCCCACGAGUGCGGGCGGUGAGCUGAGCAGCACGUCCGAGGGCGCAGUGGUAGCAGCGACGUCGGCGGCUGCAGCAGCAGCGGCAUCUGCAGCGGCGGGAGCAGUGGACCUGGCCGCCCUGGCCCACUUAACCCACGCCCAGAACCAGCCCCACAUACAUCCACUCUUUCUGGAGGAGAUCUACCGCUCCGGGCUUCCUUUUUUAUGCCAACCGGGCGGACGGCGCGGCAUUGAGGCGCUGCUGGCGGGAGUCGCCAGUACAGCAGCAGCCCCAAAGCGGCCGCUUCCGCCCGUGAAAUUCUCGACGGGACUCAAGACCAAGGAUCGCUACUGCUGCAAGUUUUGCGGCAAGGUGUUCCCCCGAUCGGCCAACCUGACACGGCAUCUGAGGACCCACACGGGCGAGCAGCCCUAUCCCUGCAAGUACUGCGAUCGGGCCUUCAGCAUUUCCUCGAACCUGCAGCGUCACGUGAGGAAUAUCCACAACAAGGAGCGUCCCUUUCGCUGCGAACUCUGCGACAGAUCCUUCGGCCAGCAGACGAAUCUCGACCGGCACGUGAAGAAGCACGAGUCGGAGGGCAACAACUUCCGGGAUUCGCCCAGUUCCAAUGGCAUGGCCGAACGGGAGGAGUGCUUGGACGAUAUACGCAGAUUCAUGAAUUUGCACACAUACACACCUAAUAGCCUGGCCGGCCAUGAGGGCGACACCGAGGAGUAUCCCAAUAGCGACGAUCAGUCCGUGAACCUUGAAAAGGACAGCAGCAACUUCAACAACAACAGCAGCAACAUCAGCAACAACAACAGCAGCAACGCCGGCAACAACAGCUCCAAGGCCAUUACAAUAAGCUCUUAAAAAAAUAUCAGAAUCAGAAACAGAAUAAGAGUGCUUUCCUUGUUGUUAGACGAAAAACUUACUUUAACUCUUACUUAAGCGUGCCUCCGAGAGGGAAAACCUAUCUAUAAGUAGUUACCAUUUCCACACAACUCGUACUAAGCAAAACACUAAACAUUAGCUAUGCAAUCAAUGGAAAAAGACGGUGAAGCAUCAAAACUUAAACUACAAAACAAGUAAAUACAAUUAAAGGGAAAACUUUAUAAACUAUAUACUAUACAUACUUAAACCCACUCUAAAACCACCUUAAAAGUGUAGCUAAUUUAAACAUCUGUACAUAGACAUACGCAAGUCUUAACUUAGUGAGUCGAUUUCAACUACUUUGGAACUCUGUGGAUUAUAUACAUAAAUAUGGAUAUUUUGAUUGUACGUGUAUAGGCUUUGUAUGUAUACAUCAAUCUAUAUGUGUAAAUCGAUUUAUAACGUAUGUCGUAAGUCUAACAUAUUUAUAGAGCUAAUUAUUGCAAUUCUCAACAACAAAAACCAGAAAAACAAAA
This is a messenger RNA of Drosophila takahashii, 4506 nucleotides long. RefSeq names its product hamlet (gene ham). NCBI's taxonomy places the organism in Eukaryota, Metazoa, Arthropoda, Insecta, Diptera, Drosophilidae. Gene Ontology annotation, molecular function: DNA-binding transcription factor activity, RNA polymerase II-specific. Gene Ontology annotation, biological process: regulation of transcription by RNA polymerase II. Gene Ontology annotation, cellular component: nucleus. The record is from RefSeq and is a predicted model, not a curated record.